AUGUCAUCUUUCAAAACGCCCCAGGUGAGCCUCGAACACGGCUCGACGUCCAGCCUGCGAACGCUGCCCGAAUUGGUCGACUUCCAUGCCGAAAAUAAUCCCAAGCACCUAUAUGGCCUCCAGGCCGAAGCAAACGAGACUGAAAACGGCCACAGGUUUGUGCCCUUGAACUAUGAGACCCUACAGCGUGCCAUCAUCCGCUGCCAGGCAUGGCUCAUGGAACAGACAAUCAGUCUUCACCCACCCAAGACUGCAGCCGAUGGAAGCGUGAAGAAAUGCGCUCCCGUCGCGGUGCUCAUGGAAAGCCAUGUUGGCUUGGUCAUCUGCGUGCUCGCUUGUAUGGGCAUGGGCGUCCCGGUUGUUCUCCUGUCGGCGCGUCUAAGUGCGCCGUCCGCACGACAUCUCAUCCGCGAAACGGGCGCGAGACUUGCUCUUGUUUCUCCCCGCCUAGUUCCCCUAGCUUCCGAAGCGGUGGGUGCUGAAAUUCAAGAUAGCAAAGAGAUGCCUGAAAAAAAUAUGACGACGAUCUGCUCUGUAUCCGGCUACGAGUCGUUUCUUGCGGAUGAGCCUGCAGAAUGCCAGGAUCUCAACCUUCGCGCGGCCAUUGCGGAUCACUACAUUUGCGAAGAUGAUCGCCAAGUUCUCAUCCUACAUUCUUCAGGAACUUCAGGUCUCCCAAAACCGAUACCUUGCUCCCACAAGUACUUUCUGGGCUACGCCACAUGCCACAACUUCGAAUCAACCGCAGAAGCUCACGGACUGACGGUUUCCACACUACCAUUUUUCCACGUAAUUCCCCAACUGAUUGAAGAGGCAGGGCUUUGGCUUUGUGUCUGUCUGUCUAUCUCUCAACAUCGGCAAGACAUUUUGCGCCCCUGUGCCCUCCACCAUCCCCAACGGUGCCAACUCCCAUCUAUCUUGGAGGAAAUCGAGGGCUUGGCAGAUGGCAGAGGUCAUGAGAUCCUUCGCAAGCUAGAUUUCGUGGGCUUCGGUGGCGGCAGACCCAAAGCCUUGGUCGGUGAGAGACUUGAACGUUCGGGUGUGAAACUUGUCGGCCAGUACGGUGCGACGGAAACCGGUCCGAUGACACCUUUCUUCGUGCCCGGCAAGGAACACGAUUGGCGUCGCCUGCGACUGCGUGCUGAUAUACUCGGGCCGCUUCAAGUCAAGCUUGACCUCAUCGAUGCAGAUGCAGAGAGUGCGCAGGCCGAAUCGGGAGAUGAUCGAUCUUACAGCUACAAACUGAGCAUGAAGCCGUUUGGAUGGCAGGAGCGCUUCGAACUGCAGGAUAUGAUCGUGGCACGCACGGAUUGCGUCUCAGUUGAUGACGUGGGACAACUGGAUUUCGUGAUUGCAGGCCGCAAAGACGACUUGAUUUGUCUUGCCACCGGAGAAAAGGUGAGGCCAACGAUAUUGGAAUCCCUGCUCAGACAGCAUGAAGACGUACGAGACGCCACCGCAUUCGGAGAAGGACAGUUCGAACUCGGUAUCAUUGUAGAGCCUGUCAGACCCGUCAGCCCCGGCGAUAUGGACAAUUUCAAGGCCUCGAUCUGGCCGAUAAUUGAGGAAGCCGGCCGUCAGAUGGAUUCUCAUGCAAGGAUUACUUCGUCAGCCGCCAUUCUCGUUGUCGCUCCUGAAGCGCUUCCGAGAUCAGACAAGGGUACUGUCCUCCGGAGCGCAGUUUCGAGGAAGUUUGCCGAUGAAAUAACGGCAGUCUACCGCGAUCUCGAAGACAGCAUGGUUGCACCACCAAUCGACCUAUCCUCACCUGCAUAUAGUAUCAAAAAUUUCGUUAUCAAGGACGCCAUGGGGCUGCGCAAUGACAGUGAUUGGAAAGACGACGAUGAAUUCUUCGCACGUGGCAUGGACAGCCUUCAAGCGACGAGACUACGAAGGCUGUUGACGGCCUCUUUGCGCGCAACGCAUGCCGCUGCUGAGUCUGAAACAGCCAAUGUCCUCGCGAUCAAAGCGAUUGAAGACGACAUCGUCUACCGCAAUCCUUCUGUAAAUAAAUUGGUCGAGGCACUGAUUCCCGGUUCAAGCAAGACAAACGGCGUCCUUGCCGAGGCAAAGCUUAUUGAACAACUGGUGGAUAAGUACUCCGGUAGAAGCAACCACCGAGAGCAGCGGGAAGCCGUGGUGUUGCUCACGGGAGGCACUGGCAGUCUUGGGUCAUUCUUCGUUGGAUGCCUGCUUGCGGAUGAUAACGUGAGCAGUGUCAUUUGCUUGAACAGACCUGGGAAAGGAAAUCCCACAGAAGCGCAGAAACAUGCAGUGACGUCACGAAACGUUUCUGUCGAAGAACAUACAUGGAAAAAGUUGGAAGUUCACCAGGCAAACACUGCAGAUCGGUGGCUUGGCUUGCCCGAGACCGAGUACUUGGGUCUCGCGACUAGGAUAACCCACAUCGUACACAUUGCAUGGCCCAUGAACUUCAGAAUGGGUCUGCAGUCGUUCGAGGCUUCAUUCUCAAGCUUGCAGAACCUCAUUCAGCUGGCGCGCCAAGCAAGCAUUCACCUCACACAGAAGCCAAAGCUAUUACUGAUAUCUUCCAUCUCCACGGUGGGAAACUAUCCAUCAAUCAACGGACAGGCAUUGAUUCCAGAGGCAACCGUCGAGGAUCAAAGUUGGACGCUAGAGCUCGGUUAUGCCAAAGCCAAGCUUGUCUGCGAGAGACUCAUCGAACGCACGGCGCAAGACCAUCCUGAAAUCGAGGCGGCGGUGAUCAGAGUUGGCCAGAUUGCUGGCUCUAGCACCGGCUACUGGAACGCUGCUGAACACUUCGUGGCCGUUUGUGCUUCGUCUCAGAAGCUGGGGAAAUUCCCGGACCUGCGUGGGACCUUGUCGUGGCUGCCGGUUGAUUUGGCUGCCGAAGCCCUCGCCGAAAUUCUCUUCCAUCAAGAGCCGCCUUGUUCAGUAUACCACCUCGAGAAUCCAGUCCGGCAGAGCUGGGAGGAGAUGGUUAGACUGCUGUCCGAAGAGCUGCGGAUAAGCAGGUCGUCCAUUGUCUCACUCGAAACCUGGCUCAACCUAGUGGAGACUAUGCCGGGACCAGGUAAUCCUGCUGCAGGCCUCGUCCAGUUUCUUCGAGAGGAUUUCGCCAAAAUGUCAUGUGGCUCCGUUGUCCUGGACACCAGCAAUUCUCGCAAGGCGAGUUCGACAAUAGCCAACAUGACGUCUGUGAGGGAAAGCUCAAUUAGUGCAUAUAUUUCCUACUGGAAGAGCAUCAAGCUAUUGUCGUAG
Colletotrichum godetiae is the source of this 3243-nucleotide messenger RNA. RefSeq lists its product as uncharacterized. The record is from RefSeq and is a predicted model, not a curated record. The transcript is spliced from 4 exons. The coding region runs from base 1 to 3243 and encodes 1080 amino acids. NCBI's taxonomy places the organism in Eukaryota, Fungi, Ascomycota, Sordariomycetes, Glomerellales, Glomerellaceae.